CCCCCCCCCUCCGCUUGACUCAAAGAAUGAGCGCUGCCGACGCCGACAUGGUCGCGCAGCUGAGUCUGCUGGAGAUUGCCAACCUUCUCCUCGCCAAGCUGCUGUCGUACGUCCCUUCGCUGCCAUCGCACGGACCCAUCUUCGAGCUGCUCCACCAUGCGUUCUACGAGGCUCCGGCAUACCAUCUCAUUCUUGAGGGUCUGUUGGUAUUAUCCAUCCUGUGGCUCGUCGUUCGCAAGUCGGACAAGUCCAAGGACAAGGGGCCCAAGCUCACUGCCAAGGAGGUGGAAGAGAUUAUCGCAGAGUGGCAACCCGAACCGCUUGUGCCCGUGAGCGGCCCUGAACCAGUCGUCGUCCCUGUUGUUCAAGGUCCCGCUGCUGCCUUUGUCCAGAUCGACGGCCAGAAAAAGAUCAACCUUGCUUCGUUCAACUUUUUGAACUUUGUGGGCAACAAGAAGGUCGAGGAUGCGGCUGUCACCUCGCUGAAAAAGUAUGGCGUCGGAUCAUGCGGUCCACGCGGCUUUUACGGCACCAUUGACGUCCACCUCGAAUUGGAGAGCAAGCUGGCCAAGUUCACCCAAACGGAAGAAGCUGUGCUGUACUCGUACGCCUUCUCCACUGUCGCAUCGGUCAUCCCCGCCUAUUCCAAGCGUGGCGACAUUUUGUUUGUUGAUGAGGCCAUCUCCUUCCCCCUCGCGCAGGGUGUUCUCGCCUCGCGCAGCACCGUCAAGUAUUUCAAGCACAACGACAUGGCCGAUCUCGAGCGUCUUUUGAUUGAGCAGCAGCGCGAGGAUGCCAAGCUUGCCAAGAAGGCCAAGCUUUCUCGUCGCUUUGUGGUUGUGGAGGGCCUCUAUGCCAACACUGCCGAGAUUGCUCCUCUCAAGCGCCUUGUCGAGCUCAAAUGGCAGUACAAGGUCCGCAUUAUGCUCGACGAGACGUUCUCUUUUGGCGUCCUCGGCGAUCAUGGCCGUGGCAUUACUGAGCACUUUGGCAUUUCGCCCGAGGACAUUGAUAUCAUGACCUCCUCUCUCGAACACGCUGUCGGCUCGAUUGGUGGCUUCUCGUACGGCAAGACAUUCGUCAUGGACCACCAGCGUCUCUCGUCGCAGGGCUACUGCUUCUCGGCCUCGCUUCCUCCGCUCCUUGCUUCGGCAGCGUUGUGCGCUUUGGAAGCAAUGGAAAAGUCGCCCGACAUGUUCACCACCCUCCGCUCUCGCUCCAAGGCCAUUCACGCCAAGCUCUCGACGGCGCUUGGACGCCAUCUCGUCGUCAGCGGCGAUGCUAGCGCACCCAUGAAGUUCCUCACUGUCAAGCAGACCAAGGGACGAGCUGCCGACGAGGCGCUGCUCGAUUUGAUUGUUUCCAAGGCGAACGACAAGAAUGUCGUCCUUACCCGUGCCCGCUACAUUGAGGACUAUGAGCGAGUCCAGCGACCUCCGGCAAUCCGCAUUGCACUCAAUAUCGGCCACUCUGAAGGCGAGGUUGAGAAUGCCAUCCGAGAUAUUGCCGCUGCUGCCGACGAAGCUGCCAAGGCGCACUCCAGCUAAUUAACAUCCUCGUUUUCCACCGCUUUUUUUUCUUUGUUUUCCUCCGUUGGUUGAUUGUGUGCGAUGUAUCGUUGCUUGUGGAUUUUCUUGUUAUACUGUCGUGUAAUUGGAGAUCUUCACUACAA
This is a messenger RNA of Capsaspora owczarzaki ATCC 30864, 1672 nucleotides long. RefSeq names its product serine palmitoyltransferase subunit 1. Gene Ontology annotation, biological process: sphingosine biosynthetic process; ceramide biosynthetic process. The transcript has 8 exons. The record is from RefSeq and is a predicted model, not a curated record. Lineage: Eukaryota; Filasterea; Ministeriida; Capsasporidae. Gene Ontology annotation, molecular function: serine C-palmitoyltransferase activity; pyridoxal phosphate binding. Bases 27 to 1547 code for a protein of 506 amino acids. Gene Ontology annotation, cellular component: endoplasmic reticulum.